This is a messenger RNA of Pan troglodytes (chimpanzee), 4687 nucleotides long. RefSeq names its product PSME3-interacting protein. Gene Ontology annotation, cellular component: nucleus. NCBI's taxonomy places the organism in Eukaryota, Metazoa, Chordata, Mammalia, Primates, Hominidae. The record is from RefSeq and is a predicted model, not a curated record. The transcript is spliced from 5 exons. Bases 2207 to 3007 code for a protein of 266 amino acids.
UACCUAUUUUAAAUCAUUCCUUCCUGUAUAUUUGUACUCAGAGAGCCUUAUUUUAUUCUUCCAGCAGAAUUACUACUUGUGAUAGUUCAUUUACAUUCCCCAGAAUGUGCCUCUAGUGUGAAUUUUGUAUUCUUAUUAAACGUGUUUGCUGCAGUAAAUCAUUUCUCUGGACCUUCAUAGUUUAAGAAGUAACUAUUUGGAAACUCUGAAGACACAUAAUUUGCCUUUUCUGAACCUUAAAAAAAAAGUGUACAGAAGAUACAGGGAGUUAAGGAACAAUUUAAAUGUUACCAAGAAGAAUCAAUUGGACAAAUCCAGAAUCUGAGACAUUCUACAACAUAAUUGGCUUGGUUUCUUCAAAAAGUCCAUCACAAAAGAAAAAAAAAGAUGGGUUUCGCCAUGUUGCCCAGGCUGGGCUCAAACUCCUGGGCUCAAGUGAUCCUCUCGCCUCAGCCUCCCAAAGUGCUGGAUUACAGUAGCCUCUUUGGAAUCCUGUACACCUAGCUUAUGGAAAUGCGUUAGCCCAAGCCGUGACAGAGCCAGUAACUAUUUUAGUGAAAAAGAAGAAGAGGGAGAAGGAGAAGAAGGAGAGGAGAAGAAGAAGAAGGAGGAGAAGGAGAGGAGAAGAAGAAGGAGGAGAAGGAGGAGUAGGAGGAGGAGGGAGAAGGAGAAGGAGAAGGAGAAGAAGAAACCAGGUAACAUAAUACAAAAGCAAGGAGUUUAAGACCUGAGAUGAACUUGUCUGUUUACGCUCUUGGGAUUCCGUAAGGAAAAACAGAGGUUUCUCCCCAAAAGAGAGUCUGGCACCUUCUCUGUUUUCUUUAAGGAAUGCCUGUUAGAAACAGGCUGUUAGAAACUAUUUUAGGUUCCUCAUGCAGCAGAGGGUGGCAAGAAAAAGGAGAGACAGCAGAAACAAAUGAAAAAACAGAUUCAGUCCACUGAGAAGGAAAAAAAAACUUGAUAAAAACAAACAAACCAAGGUCCUAGGAGGGAAAAAAACAAAACAAAACAUGAAGGCCUUUAAAAUACAGACACACACACACACACACACACACACACACACACACACAAUACACACAAACACAUCUUGGAUGUUAGCUUUUAAUUAAGCUGACUUUUAACCAUUAAGCUCCCUAAAAAAAUUCUUUUAAAUCUCAUUUCCGUAUUUUAGCUAGGACACAUUGCUGAUAUUUCAAAAGUAACACGAAUACCAAACCAGAAAGGGCUUGAUUUAGGAACAAAACCCAGGCUGAUGUGAUGAAAAAAAUAGGGCAGAACCUUAGUUACCAAACUGCAGUGUGAGGUGAUGCCAUUGCUUUUUUAGUUUGGCUUGGUUAGUUAAAAAAAAAAAAAAAAGGUGGCCUUGUUAUGUAACUGAAGCCCUUUAGGUAAUCUAAAUAAAAAAUCUUUCCCUUUUUUUUUCUUUUGCUGGCCGUUUUUUCUUUUUCCCUUUUUUACUUUUUCAAUUAUGGGAAUUUAGCCAAUUCAGAGGCCUUGUUCCCCACAAUUUGGACUUUCCUUUGGAUUUCAUCAAGGCUGAUAGAGUUGGUCAAACCCAAUGGGAAAAAAAAAAACAAAACAACAAAAAUACAAACAAGCAACAGUAACAACAAAAACAGCUAAGCAAAUCAAACAAACAAUUGCACAAUUUAUAUGAUUACUGAGUACUCUAAUGGUAAGAAUUUAAGACCAGCUGAUUGUGAAUCUUAACUUUAGCUAAGACAGAACCCUGAUUCAGCUACUUAUCUAAGAAUGGGUCUCAGGCUGAAGACUGCUCUCUACCAUCCUAGAAGCAGGAAAAAUCUCAAAUUGUUUUGAAGUGAGCUCAGACUCCACAAAAGAGUUACCUGCCUUCCAUUGUCAUGGAAGUAGGAAAACUUGCUCUCCUUGUUGGAAGCAAGUGAAACUCCAGAAGAGGGGUUGUAUAGCCAAGUAAACUUUAGAUCUCGACCAAGUUUUGGGAGAUCAGGGAUCCUCUAAACGGGAGGCUCCCAGGCCUCAGCCAAGUAUCCUAUUGGUUUGAGCCAUAAAGAUAGCUCAAGCUGGUACCAAGCACCAAUAAGAAAUUUGUCAAAGGUCAGGGGAACCUCCACUCAGAAUCCCGCUGUGGUUGCCAAUUGUGAACCCAAAAUAUCUGAGACAGGUCUCAGUCAAUUUAGAAAGUUUAUUUUGCCGGGACUCUAUAGUGGUGAUUGGUUGUUUCAUUAUGGAUGGAGGGGAUGAUGGUAACCUUGUUAUCAAAAAGAGGUUUGUGUCUGAGGCAGAACUAGAUGAACGGUGCAAAAGGAGGCAAGAAGAAUGGGAGAAAGUUCGAAAACCUGAAGAUUCAGAAGAAUGUCCAGAGGAGGUUUAUGACCCUCGACCUCUAUAUGAAAGGCUACAGGAACAGAAGGACAGGAAGCAGCAGGAGUAUGAGGAACAGUUCAAAUUCAAAAACAUGGUAAGAGGCUUAGAUGAAGAUGAGACCAACUUCCUUGAUGAGGUUUCUCGACAGCAGGAACUAAUAGAAAAGCAACAAACAAAAGAAGAACUGAAAGAACUGAAGGAAUACAGAAAUAACCUCAAGAAGGUUGGAAUUUCUCAAGAGAACAAGAAGGAAGUGGAAAAGAAACCGACUGUGAAGCCCUUAGAAACCAAGAACAAGUUCUCCCAGGUGAAGCUGUUGGCAGGAGCUGUGAAGCGUAAGAGCUCAGAGAGUGACAACAGUGUAAAAAGACUGAAACCGGACCCUGAGCCAGAUGACAAGAAUCAAGAGCCCUCAUCCUGCAAGUCUCUCAGAAACACCUCCCUGAGUGGCCCCUCCAUCCACUGCCCCUCUGCUGCAGUCUGUAUCAGCAUCCUCCCAGGCCUGGGCGCCUACUCUGGGAGCAGCGACUCUGAGUCCAGCGCAGACAGUGAAGGCACCAUCAAUGCCACCGGAAAGAUUGUCUCCUCUAUCUUCCAAACCAAUACCUUCCUUGAGGCCCCUAGUUUCUCUGUCCUUACACAGGGAGCUCCUCCCCAGUAGUAGAUCGGACCAUUCACGCUGCCUUACAGGCAUUAUGUCCCUCAAAAAAAAACUCCUUUGCCUGCAUCCUGUGCACAACAUGACAUUUUUAACCAAUGCAAUCUAAAAAUGUGCUAGAAUCCAUCUGUGGCCCAAAUCGUGUUUGGUUUCUCGUUCUACUCCAGUGCAGAUGACCAAACCUGUCCCGCUGCUACUUUCCUCACUGAUAUUGGGAGGAGGGAAAGGCCCAGCUGAAGUUCUACUAAAAAUGCCCUAGGAGAAUAGGCACCGGCCGACUUGCCAAAGGGUUUAGGCUUCAUUGCUUUCUGUUUUUUACUUUUCCCCAACAGCACAAAGAAGUAAGGGCAGUUACUGGACAGGUGUUAUUGAAACAUUCUAUUGUAGAUGAAUGUGUUGUUUGGUUCUACUGCAUUGUGGAGCAUGUGGGGGAAGAGAACUGACCCGGGUGAUGAAAUGGAGCCCUUCCCUGGAACUCACCAGUCCUUGAUGUUGUGUGACUAAGUAAAGAUGAUAAACGUCAUCUGCUGGGGGUGUCACUUCACACUCGGCAUGCAUUGUGAAAGCUUUCCGUAUCCUUGGCCAUUCCCUCUCGCCUCUCUAUCCAACCCCAUUUAUGCAUGAAGGGACUGCUAACAAGAAAGCUUCCAUCUCAAACCUUUUCUCUGCUUGGGAAAUUAUUUUAUGUUUGUUUUUGAAAUGAUUUAGUUUAAGAUUCUAAAUUUUAGAGAAAAAAAAAGAAAGUUUAUUUUGCUAAGGUUAAGGACACACCCAUGAUAUAGCCUCAGGAGGUUAUAAUGACAUGUGCCUAAGGUGGUCAGGGCACAGCUUGGUUUUAUACAUUUUAGGGAGACAUGAGACAUCAAUCAAUAUAUAUGUAAGAUGUACAUUGGCUCAGUCCAGAAAACUGGGACAACGAGAAGCAUGGAGGGGCUUCCAGGUCAUAGGUAGAUAAGAGAGAAAUGGUUGCAUUCUUUUGAGUCUCUGAUUAACCUUUUACUAAAUACACAACUUACAUGUGAGAGGGGGCAUAGAGGAAUAGUCACUUAUACCUUAGUCUGGCUUAGUGAAACAAUAAGGCAAAGGAAGCACAGAUACGCAUUUGUCUCACAUGAGCAGAGGGAUGACUUUGAGUCCUGUCUGUCCUUUGUCCACAAGGAAUUUCCUUGUGUGCAAACUGUGAGGGAGAUAUGUCACUUUUUAAUCUUGGUAGCUAUCUCAUUUAGAAACAGAAUGGGAGGCAGGUUUGCCCAACGACGCAGUUUCCAGCUUGACUUUUCUCUUUGGCUUAGUGAUUUGGGGGUCCCGAGAUUUACUUUCCUUUCGCACCAUCAAGGGACUUCUGUAGACUCUGUACAUGAGUACAGGGAUCACCAGAGACCCCCUUUUUAUGAGUUCCCAUGCAGUGGAGCUGCUGAGGUAGGAUUAAUUUCUCUGCCUUCUUCCCCUGCCAUAGACAAUGUUUAACCUGAUUAUGCUCUGCAGGCAAGUAGCCACCCUUGGAUAUUAAUCUCCUUAUCGAAUAAGAUAAACUGUGAAGAAGGCAUGCCGUAAAGGAGGGAAUGCAAAGCUAGAAAAUAUGUUCGAAUCUGUCAUGGGAAGCAUGGAGGGAGAAAUGAAGAUGUGUGGACAUCUAGUAUUUUCUCUGCUUUCCCUUCUCUCUGGUCCUUUAAAAUUUUCAAU